AUGAACAUCUUUCGGCUCUCCGCGGACUUAGCACAUUUGGUCGCCAUUGUUAUUCUUCUUCACAAAAUAUGGAGGUCGAGAAGUUGCGAGGGGUUAUCUGGUCGAUCUCAGGUUUUGUUUGCCAUUGUAUUUGUUUCUCGUUAUUUGGAUCUGUUUACUAAUUUCAUCUCGGUGUACAACUCUGUAAUGAAAGUGAUGUGGACAUUCUCCAUCUAUCUCGAAUCUGUUGCAAUCAUGCCGCAACUGUUCAUGCUAUCUCGUACUGGAAAUGCAGAGACUAUCACUGCCCACUACUUGUUCGCCCUUGGAUCUUAUAGAGCUCUCUAUAUUGUGAACUGGAUCUUUAGGUACUAUACGGAGAAUUUCUUUGAUCCAAUCGCUGUUGUAGCUGGAAUUGUUCAGACAGUUUUGUACGCAGAUUUCUUCUAUCUCUACGUUACUAGAGUCCUUCAAUCAAAUCGCCAAUUUGAAAUGCCUGCCUAA
Molecule: messenger RNA, 483 nt
Organism: Necator americanus (New World hookworm)
Lineage: Eukaryota; Metazoa; Nematoda; Chromadorea; Rhabditida; Ancylostomatidae
Exons: 5
Coding region: 1-483 (160 amino acids)
Biological process (GO): protein retention in ER lumen; endoplasmic reticulum to Golgi vesicle-mediated transport
Cellular component (GO): cis-Golgi network; endoplasmic reticulum; membrane
Molecular function (GO): ER lumen protein retrieval receptor activity
Source: RefSeq, a predicted model, not a curated record